Molecule: messenger RNA, 993 nt
Organism: Sphenostylis stenocarpa
Lineage: Eukaryota; Viridiplantae; Streptophyta; Magnoliopsida; Fabales; Fabaceae
Source: the annotation of a GenBank genome assembly
AUGUCAUCGUCUUCGUCUAUCAUGGCCUAUGACAUGCCAUGGGUAGAGAAGUAUCGUCCCAACAAAGUCGUUGACAUAGUCGGCAACGAGGAUGCGGUCUCCAGACUCCAAGUCAUCGCUCGUGAUGGCAACAUGCCCAAUCUCAUUUUAUCAGGUCCUCCUGGGACAGGAAAAACAACUAGUAUACUUGCCCUGGCCCACGAGCUUCUUGGACCAAAUUGCAAAGAAGGUGUUCUUGAACUUAAUGCAUCUGAUGAUAGAGGAAUUGAUGUUGUGAGGAACAAGAUCAAAAUGUUUGCUCAGAAGAAAGUGACGCUUCCUCUAGGGAGGCACAAGAUAGUAAUUCUGGAUGAAGCUGAUAGCAUGACCACAGGGGCACAACAAGCACUGAGAAGAACUAUGGAGAUAUAUUCUAACUCUACUCGGUUUGCCCUUGCUUGCAAUACCUCAGCUAAAAUUAUUGAGCCCAUUCAGAGUAGAUGUGCCAUUGUGCGGUAUUCACGGUUAUCCGAUCAAGAGAUACUUGGUCGACUUAUGAUUGUGGUUCAAGCUGAGAAGGUUCCCUACGUUCCUGAAGGUCUUGAAGCCAUCAUUUUCACUGCCGAUGGUGAUAUGAGACAGGCAUUGAAUAAUUUGCAAGCAACGUACAGUGGGUUCCAAUUUGUUAACCAAGAAAAUGUUUUCAAGGUUUGUGACCAGCCACAUCCACUUCAUGUGAAGAAUAUGGUGCGUAAUGUAAUUGAAGGGAAUUUUGAUGAGGCUUGUUCGGGGCUCAAACAACUGUAUGAUUUAGGAUAUUCUCCCACAGAUAUCAUCACGACUCUUUUUCGUAUAAUAAAAAAUUAUGAUAUGGCUGAGUACCUUAAAUUGGAAUUCAUGAAGGAAACUGGGUUUGCUCAUAUGAGAAUUUGUGAUGGAGUUGGAUCUUAUCUUCAGUUGUGUGGUUUAUUGGCUAAGCUUUUUCUAGUUCGAGAGACGGCUAAAGCUGUAUGA